Molecule: messenger RNA, 558 nt
Organism: Kalmanozyma brasiliensis GHG001
Lineage: Eukaryota; Fungi; Basidiomycota; Ustilaginomycetes; Ustilaginales
Product: Ribosomal protein L49/IMG2
Exons: 1
Coding region: 1-558 (185 amino acids)
Biological process (GO): translation
Cellular component (GO): ribosome; mitochondrial large ribosomal subunit
Molecular function (GO): structural constituent of ribosome
Source: RefSeq, a predicted model, not a curated record
AUGGCAUCAAUCGCACGCAACACACUGCGCACGGCGCUGCACCAACCAUCUUCAUUCGCCUCAACCUCCGCAGCAGUCGCAUCGAGCAGUAAACUCCCUUCACCCUCGCGCUCCAACUCAACCGUCGCUACACCACUCGGUACCCCAUCAUCUGACGUCGAAUCGGAAGCAGGUCCGACCCCCGUACAAUACAGCUACUUCGUCCCGCGCGUCGGUAAGACGCUCUCCUCUCUCCCCGUCUACACCGAUGUACGCAACGGUGGCACGCGCACCAUGACCGAAGUCCGCAAGAUCCAAGGCUCCAUCUCGGACCUCAAGACCGACCUCUCCCUCUUCCUCGCAGAAUCCUACGCCGAUGCAGAGGCAGACAUGUUCGGACAGGAGGUGAAUAAGAAGCCGCUCCGCGUCAAGCCAGGACGGAAGAUGUUGGCGAGGACGGGCAACCCGAGCUAUCUGGAUCCCGUUCAGACCGGCAAGGUUGUGGGGAGCGGGAAGAUCAAGAUCCGAGGGAAUCGGGUGGAUGAGGUGAGGGCCUUCUUGGAAAGUAGAGGGUUCUAA